AUGGCAACUACCACUACAUUAGAUAAUAACACAAAUACUUCCAUAUUUGCACAACCAGCAACUGCGCCAUUUCAGAUUCCUCCAGCACCUUCUCCAAACUUACUAUUCGCCUCAUUACGACAUUGGUUUUCGCAUAAUGAAAAAACGUUGGAAAUGGCAGAGGCUCGUCUCUUGUCAAGGCUUCAGUUUUUCUCAAUAGAAGGACGCACCGUUGCAUCGCCUGAACAAUCAAAGACAAUUGCUCGUGUAGGUCAAGUUGAUUUAGAUGGUGAUGGUAAACGUAAAAUUAAUACGCUUGUUAUCGAUCAGAUGGGCAAUGAUUUUGUCAUUGAAAAUGGUUCUUUGGGUGCCAAACUCGCCAAAGAUAAUGACAGUUCCAGUUGCUCGUCAUCAAAGUCUGAAAUCGUGGAUGAAGCUCUUGGAUUCACUAGUGUGCCACAAACCGAUUUGGAGGUUAAAUCACACACCGCUACUAUAAGUGAAGACAAUCAAUCCUCGAAAAAUCUUAAACAUCUUGUAAUAUGUCAUGGAUUUGGUGCCGGACUAGGAUUCUUUUAUAGAAAUUAUCAUGGGCUUAGUCAAGUACCUGGAUGGAGAAUUUAUAGUAUCGAUUGGUUGGGAAUGGGCCGAAGUUCUCGACCGAAAUUCAAUAUCAUUGCUGAUUCAUUGGAAGAAUCUGUUGAACAGGCGGAAAACUUUUUCGUUGACUCGUUGGAGAAAUGGCGAGAGAUUCAUAAAAUUGAAAAAAUGACAUUACUAGGUCAUAGUCUUGGCGGAUAUUUGGCGGCUGUCUACGCGUUGAAAUAUCCGGAACGUGUCGAACGUUUAAUUCUGGUGUCGCCUGUCGGAAUUCCGGUAAAUCCUCACGAGGGUAACAAGAAUUCGGAAAUGAAAGCUGCCAACGGUCGUCGGAUUCCUGGUUGGAUCGUGAGAUUAUGGAAUGCUAAUAUAACGCCUCAGUUGGUUCUCCGAUGGACGGGUCCAUUUGGACCAUCACUUGUUUCACGUUACACAUCACGAAGAUUCGCGUACCUAGAGGAGCAAGAUCGUAUUGACUUGCAUGAUUAUAUUUAUCAUAUUUCUUUAGCACCCGGGAGUGGCGAAUUUGCACUCUCAAAAAUCUUGGCACCUGAUGGAGACAUUGACUGGAUGGAUUAUCGCGCCGCAGAAGAAGCAGCAACCACUAUGAGCGUGCCAACAAAAGUAAUACGGAUUCCAAGGGCUGGACAUCAUCUUUAUUUAGACAAUCCUCCACAACAAAGACAGCUGCAAACAAUUUCUUACUCGCCGUACAAUGUGCAAAAUUUGAAUCAGACAAAUGAUCAACCACAAGUAUCUCUGCCUCCCCUUCUACCCCUAAAUCCUAACAAUAAUACUAACUUCGUGAAAAAUACAAAGGUGGAUCAACUUGCUCAGAAUUUUUACAUUAAAGUAGCGCAAAUCCUGACCCAGUCACGUCUCAUACAAUAUGACAGUUUUACGAGUGUCGCUAAAGGAGCCUCAAAUACAUCAACACAGUCUCCUUCGCGGUCGGCCACCACACAAAUUCCAAAGAAAGUCAAUAAAUGGUUUAACUUAGAAUUGGAGGAUUCAAGUAUUUAUAAGGAGGAUAUAAAGUUCUGGCAACAAGCAGUUACCACAUCGGCGACACCACAAUCGAUGGUAAUAGAGUUCUUUCUCGAUACUCGAGAAUUGGCUCCAAAUCAAAUUCUUAUUUUGACUGAUGAGAAUCUUCGUCGGCAUAAAGUCGAUCUACAAAAUCUCUCAAGAUUAAAUAAAAAUAGCAAGGCAACAAAAUUAACAACGAACAUUAUGUUGGAAAGUUGGCAAUUGACAUUAAGCCAUUCAACGCUUGAGUUUCCUCCUGAACCUCCUAUUGCAUACAAGAAAUCGAUUGCAUUCUUCCGGUCGCUCUAUGCCUUUGUUCGUCUUCUACCCGCUUAUCGACUGUUCAAAAGACUCAGAAGAAUGAAAUUAAAAAUUGGUCAUCGGUUUAUAUUGCCGACAGGAAAUAUAAAUCCUGACAUUGGCUUAGAUGUUCCAAUAAUAAACGGGGAGACUACAAACACCGCUCCAAAGCAUACAUUUGAUCCUAUUGACACACCUAUCGGGACAUUUACUUUGAGUGUCACAUUUCGAUCAAAUUGUGAUUUUCAUAUCGAUGAUGAUUCUGAAGCAAUUCUAAGUUCGAGAUUUAUUGAUAUGGAUGAAAAUUAUUUUACACCGACAAUGGCUCGAUAUUACCAAGAAGAGGAACAACGACAAAGACAGCUGGAAAGGGAAGGGUCAGACGCGAGAAGAAAAGGAUUUCCAUCGAAUAAUUAUCAACAACAUCAACAGAUGGGAACUUCUCCAAAUGUUCGAUCAAACUCAACGUCGCCCCAUACUGUCAAUAAUAACAAUAACAACCAGUUAUUAUAUGGAACUCCUCCAAUGCGUUCGCGUGUACCUUCCAUAUCACAGAACGAAAAUGAUUUAUCAAAUCAAGUUGCUAUUUUCCCAAGAUCAUCUUCCUCUUCCUCCUCUUCCAUAUCAAGUGUUCAUAGACGUUAUCCAAGUGGUGGUGGUGCAUCCAAUAUCUCUAAUCUCUCAAAUCCAUCCUUAAAUGUAAGAAUGUUUGAUCAUGAGCGUAAUCUAAAUAUGUUAUCGAUGAGUCAAAUGUCAUCUCGUAGUAUGCGAGAUGCCUUGCCACUUCCCUCCUCUCCUGUGAUGAGCAACCGUCCAAACGUCACUCUAGUUACACCUUUCAAAUCUCCUUCAUUAUCCUCAUCUCCUACGUAUCUUCUCACUGAUAAUUAUCCAUCAUCUGUAUAUUCCGAUCGUGCAUCUUCAUCACCUAUUCAUCGAUCACCAUCAUCUAUUUCACUUCAACGGUAUGCUUAUGCUUCUUCUCCAACCUCAGCAAGAUCAUUGCCUAUCGGAAGUGGAAACAAUUUAUCAUCAUCAGUUAAAUCAAAUUUUUCGAGUGGUAGUCCAGGUAACUUCCCGAAAAAGUUUUCAACCAGUUUCGGUUAUCGAAACGAAAAACCAGGCGUCGUUAGUAAUAAUUCAGUUGGUCGUGAAAAAGAUUGGAAUGUUGGAGGACGACGGACUUCCAAAGGCAGUUUAUUGACAAAUCGAAGCGAUGAUACUGCAAGUGAUCGAGGCUCGUAUAAUUCUUCAUUUUUCGCUUUUACCGAUGACGUUGGUGAAUUUGUAAGAAUGCUAGAUACUCGGGAGCCAUUAAAGCUAUAUGGAAGAAGUCCCGCCAAAUCAGAUGACUCUGGGAGUCCUAAUCAAAAAAAUGCUGGCUCUGUAUAUAAAUCUAAGUUGGCGUUGACGAAAUACCAACAGCUUAAGGAUUUCAAUAUACUUGCGGAACCACUAGCAAAUAGUCAUCAAAACCUUGGACCUCCUAAUAUAAACGGCGAUCUUCUCGGAGGGUUUCUUGCAUCUUCUGUUUCUUCAAUGACAUCAUCAGUUGCGCAUCAACAGAAUGCCACAUCCAGAGUUCAUGAAAAAGUUAAAAAUGGAGAUUUAGUUGAACCUCAAGGACCAAAACCAAUGACAAUACCUCAGAGAGGCAUGUCAUCUGUAUCUCAUGCAAAUUACCGAACUAGAAGGAGUAGCAGUUUAACAUCUGUUGGAAGUGGAAGUCGUAUUCCGGCAGAAAUACUUAUGCAACCUGAUGGUGCAUAUUCUUCGUAUCCGGAAGAUAUCGGCGAGCUCCGUAGACCAGGCUCAAGUUCAUCUUUGCACAGACAUUAUCAUCAUCAACAACAACAGCGCUUAAUUCGAGAGGAUUUAAGUUCCGGAUCCACAGAAUUAAUACUGAAACGGGAUGGCAGUAGUGAUGAAAUGGCGGGUAUUGGUGGUGUUCAAGGAAGUGGUAGCACUGGAAGUUUGAAUAUUAAUGCGACAAUGGCUAUUAGUGGUCGUGGUGCUUUAAUAGAGAACAAUAAUCGAAGAGAUUCAGGAGGGUCAAUCGGAUCUGGAGGUUUGCAUCGAUUAAGUAGGAAGGUUGAUGACGAUGAACUACUUUUUGCUAUGAGCGAAAUAACCACCGAUGAUCGAAGUAGCAGUGGAGUAGGGAGAGGUCAUAGUCCUAGUCCCAGCAUAGGGUCUGCGGCUAGUGGUAGUGUAGAAGGUCGUAGUAAUCGAAAUGGUGGCGGUAGUAUUGGUUUGGGCCUAGGCGUAAUGGGAAUUGAAGCACCUUCCGCUGUUGAUGGUCUCAAAAGGGAACAACAGCGACGGCAAGAAGAGGGCAAGAAUCAACAAAUAUUAUAA
Messenger RNA from Ambispora leptoticha, 4266 nucleotides. The record is from the annotation of a GenBank genome assembly. Lineage: Eukaryota; Fungi; Glomeromycota; Glomeromycetes; Archaeosporales; Ambisporaceae.